This is a messenger RNA of Pelodiscus sinensis (Chinese soft-shelled turtle), 1772 nucleotides long. NCBI's taxonomy places the organism in Eukaryota, Metazoa, Chordata, Testudines, Trionychidae. The record is from RefSeq and is a predicted model, not a curated record.
UCGCCACGUCCACCUGCUCUCCCGGGACGGGGCGUCGCUGGCGCCGGCCACGCUCUUCGUGCACGUCCAAGCCACGAAGCUGUGAGAGCUCCCGGCCGAGGGACCGCCCGGGCAGGGCCUGCCAGGAGCCCUUCGACAUUGCGCGCAGCGGGGCACGAGUCUGGGCCGCCCUGCCGGUCCCACGCUGGGUGCGUGGUGCCAGGUGGCCCUGUGCUGAGUCUGUGGGGCCGGGCGGCCCUAUGCUGAGUCUGUGGGGCUGGGAGGCCUUGCCGGCCCUACCCUGGGUGCGUGGUGCCAGGCAGCCCUAUGCUGAGUCUGUGGUGCCGGGCGGCCCUAUGCUGAGUCUGUGGGGCUGGGAGGCCUUGCCGGCCCUACCCUGGGUGCGUGGUGCCAGGCAGCCCUAUGCUGAGUCUGUGGGGCCGGGCGGCCCUAUGCUGAGUCUGUGGGGCUGGGAGGCCUUGCCGGCCCUACCCUGGGUGCGUGGUGCCAGGCAGCCCUAUGCUGAGUCUGUGGGGCCGGGCGGCCCUAUGCUGAGUCUGUGGGGCUGGGUGGCCUUGCCGGCCCUACCCUGGGUGCGUGGUGCCAGGCGGCCCUAUGCUGAGUCUGUGGGGCCGGGCGGCCCUAUGCUGAGUCUGUGGGGCUGGGAGGCCUUGCCGGCCCUACCCUGGGUGCGUGGUGCCAGGCAGCCCUAUGCUGAGUCUGUGGGGCCGGGCGGCCCUAUGCUGAGUCUGUGGGGCUGGGAGGCCUUGCCGGCCCUACCCUGGGUGCGUGGUGCCAGGCAGCCCUAUGCUGAGUCUGUGGGGCCGGGCGGCCCUAUGCUGAGUCUGUGGGGCUGGGUGGCCUUGCCGGCCCUACCCUGGGUGCGUGGUGCCAGGCAGCCCUAUGCUGAGUCUGUGGGGCCGGGCGGCCCUAUGCUGAGUCUGUGGGGCUGGGAGGCCUUGCCGGCCCUACCCUGGGUGCGUGGUGCCAGGCAGCCCUAUGCUGAGUCUGUGGGGCCGGGCGGCCCUAUGCUGAGUCUGUGGGGCUGGGAGGCCUUGCCGGCCCUACCCUGGGUGCGUGGUGCCAGGCAGCCCUAUGCUGAGUCUGUGGGGCCGGGCGGCCCUAUGCUGAGUCUGUGGGGCUGGGUGGCCUUGCCGGCCCUACCCUGGGUGCGUGGUGCCAGGCAGCCCUAUGCUGAGUCUGUGGGGCCGGGCGGCCCUAUGCUGAGUCUGUGGGGCUGGGAGGCCUUGCCGGCCCUACCCUGGGCACGUGGUGCCUCUCACCUGCACCUUCCUGCUGUGGGGGCCGCGGGGGGGGCCUGUGCCAGGGCCCUUCCAGAAACAGGCAGAGGAGGGACUCGGGGCAGGCCAGCGCCAGGUGUGACGAGGGGGCUGGACGGGCGGCUCUUUCCACUAGCCAGCGAGGGCGUUCCUGCAACGGGGGCGGGGACACGCUGCCUGCCUCUCGUGCAUCACACAAGCGUGUGCAUGCGCCCACAUUCUCACAGGGAAGCGCACAUGCUGAAGGGCCCACCCACACGCCAGUGGUCACGUGCACAGCUACUCUGAGGGGCUACACACACACGUGCAGAGGCCACACUCGCCUCCCUCCGAUGGGCACAUGCCAAUGCACUCGCACACGCACUCACACGGCCCCCCGACCCAGCAGAGGGGCCACACGCUCCGCAGAGCACACGCACUCACAUGCUUUCCAGUUAACCCUUUAGUGCUCGCUGCACAUGCUGGGGGCAGAGACGCUUGCACUGAAGGGGCCUUUGGCUUGGUCGCAGCGGG